AUGUCCUGUGUCCUGACCCAAAACCCCGGCUUCGAAGCCGGCAUGACCGGAUACUACCCGUCCGAAAACACCAUCGCCUACGUCGCAACCAAUCACGAGGUCGCCUACGCCGGGAACAACUUUCUCGACAUCGCCGUAACCAGCAUCGCCCCCAGCGGCACCGUCUCUCAAAACCUCGUCAACCUCGACACCACAACCCCACACAACCUCACCCUCUACGUGCGCAUCGACCAACCCAUCCCGAGCGCGCUGCAAUGCACCGUGAGUGCCUCUGUGGCUUCCGCGCCGCAGGACCCCAUCACUUCCGACCUGAUUUGGAAUGCGGGCGAGUGGCUUCGGCUCACGGGGCUGUUUACGCCCAGCCAGGCUGACGAUGUGCUGGAUAUUACGGGCGAAUGUGCGUUCCAUGCCGAUUUCCCGGAGUACACGUUCAAUCAUGUUUUUAUUGAUGAGGUUGUGCUUUCGGAUUGUGAUACUGAGUAGAGGUGUUUGGACACUGGUUCAUCGUGGAGGG
Molecule: messenger RNA, 514 nt
Organism: Aspergillus calidoustus
Lineage: Eukaryota; Fungi; Ascomycota; Eurotiomycetes; Eurotiales; Aspergillaceae
Source: the annotation of a GenBank genome assembly